Messenger RNA from Pelobates fuscus (common spadefoot toad), 2936 nucleotides. RefSeq names its product macrophage stimulating 1 (gene MST1). The record is from RefSeq and is a predicted model, not a curated record. Gene Ontology annotation, molecular function: receptor tyrosine kinase binding; serine-type endopeptidase activity. Bases 136 to 2247 code for a protein of 703 amino acids. Gene Ontology annotation, biological process: regulation of receptor signaling pathway via JAK-STAT; proteolysis. Lineage: Eukaryota; Metazoa; Chordata; Amphibia; Anura; Pelobatidae. The transcript is spliced from 19 exons.
UGAAGACCUAUAUUCUGCGUGCUGCAUGCCAUAUACCCCACAAAGCAUCUUGGAUUCUAAAGAUCCCACUAUCUGCUGCGAGAAAGUAAACCAAGGCUAUAUAGAGAUUGAAAACCAGCAAACGGAUCCAUAGCCAUGCAGAUUGGUUUCUACCUCCAGCUCCUGCAGUUUGUUGCAUUACUGGUCUCAGCUCAUCGUAGCCCACUGAAUGAUUACCAGCGAUCUAAAGGAGUGGAACUUGUGCACUCGCCUGAAUCUGUGAAGGAAGAGAUCAAAGCAGAAGUCGAAUCAUGUGCAAAGAAAUGUAGGGACAUCCUAGACUGCAGAGCUUUCAAUUACAACUGGAAGAGUUACAGCUGCCAUCUGCUUCCACGGACUCAGAAAUCAGCUCAUGUUGAAUUGCAGAGAAACGUGCAUUAUGACUUGUACCAGAAGAAAGACUAUGUUCGUGAUUGUAUCGUGGGGAAUGGUGAAACGUACAGAGGGACUGUUUUCAGAACUCACAAGGGAAAAACCUGCCAGCAUUGGGGGAUGAAGUUCCCCCAUGAUCACAAGUACUCUCUAAAUGUUAUCAAUGGGUUGGAGGAAAACUAUUGCAGGAACCCAGACAAUGACUCCGAAGGACCUUGGUGUUACACAACUGACAAAAAUGUCCGACACGAGCCAUGUGGAAUAAAAAAGUGUGAGAAUGCUGUUUGUCUGACCUGCAAUGGAGAGGAUUAUCAAGGUGCCCUGGACAGGACGGAAUCUGGAAGAGAAUGUCAGCGGUGGGACUUACAGAGCCCUCAUAUGCAUCCUUAUAGACCAGAGAAGUACCCUGAUAAACAUUUGGAUGAUAACUAUUGUCGUAAUCCAGACAGUUCAGAAAUGCCUUGGUGCUACACAACCGAUCCCAAUAUGGAAAGGGAAUAUUGCAAGAUCACAAAAUGCACAGAGAAGCAGCGCACUCCUCACUUGCAAGUAACAAGUAACUGCUUCAAAGAACGUGGUGAAGGAUACCGGGGACGGGCAAGUUUCACCACAUCAGGAAUUCCUUGCCAGCGCUGGGACUCCCAGACACCUCACAAACACCGGUUCACUCCAGAGAAAUACCCGUGCAAGGGUUUAGAUGAAAAUUACUGUCGGAACCCUGAUGGCUCAGAAGCUCCAUGGUGUUUCACUACAAAUCCCAAUAUGAGGAUCGCAUAUUGCUUCCAAAUAAAGAGGUGCCCAGAUGAUGAGGAGCCAGUAGAUUGCUAUCACGACAAUGGUGAGUUGUACAGUGGGAAAGUCAGCAAGACCAGAAAGGGGGUCACAUGUCGCAACUGGAGCGAAAAACUGGACGACAUUACGCAAGUCCCAAAUUAUCCUUUUCCUGGAUACCUGGAAGGCAAUUACUGUCGAAACCCUGACAAGGACAGCCAUGGACCAUGGUGCUAUACCAUGGACCCAAAUACACCGUUUGACUACUGCUCAAUUAAACCAUGUAGUGGAGAGAAACCACUGUCCAUAAAGGAAGCAGAAAAUAUUGUAUUUGAUUCGUGUGGUAAAAAAAUUGAAAAAACAAUUACCCGAUCCCGUAUGGUUGGUGGUACACCUGGAAUCUCCCCUUGGACUGUGAGCUUACGAAACAGGCAAGGAGACCAUUUCUGUGGGGGUUCCCUAGUGAAGGAGAAUUGGGUAAUCAGUACAAGACAGUGUUUCUCUUCCUGUGAUGCUGACUUAACAGGAUACGAGGCUUUGGUAGGAACUCACUUGAAAAACCCUGCCCCCACAGAUACAGACAAACAAUCUGUGCCCAUUAACAGGAUUGUGUGUGGACCAUCUGACUCCAGCCUUGUGAUGCUGAAACUGGAAAGGCCUGUCAAACUGAAUACAAAAGUGGCUCUCAUCUGCUUGCCUCCUGAGAGAUAUAUUGUACCAUCAGAAACCAAAUGUGAGAUUGCAGGUUGGGGUGACACCCGAGGUACUGGCCAUGAGAAUGUGUUAAAGGUGGCGGCUUUCACUGUGAUUAGUAAUACGGAGUGCAAUACAUACAUCAAACACAAGGUGCUGGAUACUGACAUAUGCACAAGACCCCUGAAAUUGGAAGUUGGUGCUUGUGAGGGAGACUAUGGAGGACCACUUGCUUGCCUUACUCACGACUGCUGGGUGUUGGAGGGUGUCAUUAUACCAGCCCGUGGCUGUGGAAAGAUAAACCAACCAGGCAUAUUCACCCGAGUCUCUAUGUAUGUGGACUGGAUUAAUAAAGUCCUGAAGAUGGUCUGAUACAUUGCAGACACUAAUUUCAUCAGUACUUCAAGACCACCAGCCUUGCUUUAUCCAAGAACCAUCAUAACCGGAUUCAGAGAGACAAUAUUGUACAAUAGAUUGCAGAGGAAAUUGUAUAUUUACCAUAUAGCAUAGGAUGAGUCAACUGAUUGGAAAGGGAUUUUGAGUAUUGGCCACUGAAAUAAAAGGUAGAAGGGGGGGAUAAAGUUGAAACAAUGGACCAGAUGAAGCCCUGCCCAGCUGUAAAUAUUUAAACGUUUAUUACAUAAAACUUUUUAUUUUAGUGUAGAGAUGUAUAGUUUUGUUUUUUGUAAAUGUUUCAAAUCCACUUCACAUUUAAAAAGUAAGGAUUCACCACAAGAGGGAUGGUAAAGUUUCAAUGAUCCCAAUAGAAUUGGACUGCAACUUCCACUAUUCACUCCUUGUUAAUAAUUGUAAUUCAGCAACAAUGCAAUAAUUCACAUGCAUGCAGAUCCUUCUUGUUUAUCUGUCCACUGUCUAUUUUGUAAAGAAUUUUGAAGAUUUGACAAAAUGGCUAAGAUGGAAAGCAAUCGAAUUGGAUAACUUUUUUUUUACUUGGGCCCAAAACUAGUUUUUACCUUGUUAAUGCUCCACAAUGAUCAGUUUAAUGAACGUGCUGCAUUGUACACCUUUGUGGCUGAUCUGAAAUUGAGCAUUUUUUAUUU